GGAGGAAACCUCAUCAUUCGACGUUUACGCUAAGGGCGCCAUGUCACCUCACCAAAAUGGCACUCCUGCCAUAAUCACGAAUUUUAUUUUUACGCCAAAGUGCGACAGUAAUGUUUCUUUCGCAUUCACCUGCUUUCCUUUUCCUGCCAUUUUGAUCGCUCCUCUCUUUUCUUUUCGUUGCUCCACUACGCUUUUUCCCAACGCGUUAUAAUAGCAACCCCAGAAAAUAACCCACUUUUCGUGCCGUACAAAUAAGGGAAAAUGCUGACGCGUCAAAAAGAACGAGCGGACCAUUUUUCAGAGCAACCAAAUGUGAAUUAGCAAACAUGCUAGAUGGGUAGUGGGCAUGAAAAAGGGGACUUCACAAAAAUAGAAAGCACGUUGAGGAGCCCCUUGUCGUAGUUUUUUCGACCAAACUGACUGACAUCCUGAGGAACGCCCAUUUUAAUCCUCCACCGCAACCACCGCUAACCACACUGAACACAAUGGAGAACCUGUACAAUGACAUGGAAGAAUAUGGCAAGAUAUGCCAACUGUACACCGAGAAAAAACAAAAAAGAGAAAAAAAAGCGAACAACAUUAAUGACCUAGUAGAUGAAGACAUACUAUGGAUGUACGAAACGAAGGAAGAGAAGGAGGCCAAGGAACAGGAAGAAUAUUUGUUGGGGAAAAAAAUUGAUAUGCAAAAGUUAAUCGAAGAAGAGGAAGAAGCCAAGAAGGAAAUCGUAAAACAAAAAAAUAAUAUAGACCAUUUGAAUAAAAUCAGAGAAGAUCCACUAACUAUUAUUAAAAAAAUGGAAUUUCAAAAGAAGAAAAUGAUGGAUGAACAAAAGAGACUCUUGCAGUUGCAGCGCGCUAGGGAAAUGCCCGAAGCGAAGGCGAUAAAUAGACAAGGCGGCAAAUCAGGCAGCAGCUCUUCAAGUGAAGAGGACGUCGUGCGAUCGAGAGAAAAGGAGAAAGACAGGAAGAAAAGAAGGAAGGAAGAAAAAAGAAAGGAGGAAAGAAAAAGGGAAAAAAGACGAGAGGAAAAAAGAAGGAAAGAAAAGAGUAAGGAAAAAAGGGAAAGAAAGAGAGAAAAGAGACGAAAAGAAAAAAGAAAACAUAAAAAGGAGGGGAAAGAAAGACAGGUCAACUCAGAUUCAGAGUCCGAAUCGGAAGAGGAAAAGAAAAUGAGAAAAUCGAGAAAGAGGGAGCGCGAGAGAGGUGAUGAAUCGGAGAAGGAAAUGAGAAAGGCGGGAAAGAGGGAGCGCGAGAGUAGUGAUGAAUCGGCAAAGGAAAGAAGGCGACGGCGAUGGGAACGGUCGCGAGAAAUAGAUGAACAUAGGGACAGGCAAAGAGACACCGAACGAGAGAGAAAAAGGUGGAGAAACGAACGCUGA
Molecule: messenger RNA, 1379 nt
Organism: Plasmodium vivax (malaria parasite P. vivax)
Lineage: Eukaryota; Apicomplexa; Aconoidasida; Haemosporida; Plasmodiidae
Exons: 2
Coding region: 486-1379 (297 amino acids)
Source: RefSeq, a predicted model, not a curated record